Cajanus cajan (pigeon pea) is the source of this 2091-nucleotide messenger RNA. The record is from RefSeq and is a predicted model, not a curated record. NCBI's taxonomy places the organism in Eukaryota, Viridiplantae, Streptophyta, Magnoliopsida, Fabales, Fabaceae.
AUGUGCAAGAAACUCGAAAGUAUAUUCCUCUCAGAUAACUCUUUCGUUGGAGCAAUAUUGUCUGCUAAAUUUGAAGAACUUGUAAAUUUAGAUCACAUCAACUUGGAGAAUAAUUUCUUCACUGGAAUCAUCCCCUCCUCUAUAUUCACGCUUCCGUCACUGAAUGGGGUGUUUCUUUCCAACAAUAAAUUUGAAGGUCAACUCAAUGAUUUCAUAAAUGGCUCUUCUAGAGUACGAUCACUUCGUUUGAGUGACAAUAAUUUAGAAGGUCCCAUUCCCAUGUCUUUGUUUCAAAUCACGAAUCUUCAAGAUCUCAUUCUCUCUUCCAACAAGUUCAGUGGCACCAUAGAGCUCAAUAUGCUUAACAAGCUGGGAAACCUUACUAUACUUGACAUUUCAUACAACAACUUGACAAUAAUCGAUAUAUCCUCUCCUCACACUCCAUUUCCAUUAUUUCCUAGUUUGCAAUUCGUACGGUUGGCUUCUUGCAAGUUGACAACAUUUCGACAAUUCUUAAAAAAUCUCUCACUACAAUAUAUUGACCUGUCAAAUAACCAUAUUGCUGGAACUAUACCACAAUGGAUUUGGAAGAACAAUUUUCUAGAAAACAUUAAUCUUUCGUAUAACUACUUGACUGACUGGGAGGAACCUGUGUUCAACAAUUUGUCUUCUUUGUUCUCCCUCGAUUUUCAUUCCAAUCUUCUCCGUGGACCUCUUCCAACUCUACCCCCAUCAUCUGUCUAUUUAGAUUUUUCAAGCAACAAUUUGAACUCUUUUAUUCCAUCUAAGAUUGACAAAUACCUUAUCGAGACUAAGUUUCUCUCUUUGGCAAGCAAUAAUUUCCAAGGGAAUAUCCCAGAAUCAAUUUGCAAUGCUCCAUAUCUUCUAGUGCUUGACCUCUCUAAUAAUGCUUUGACUGGCACAAUUCCAAAAUGCUUGAUUGCAAUGAAUGGAACUCUUAGCAUACUAGAUUUAGGGUGGAACAAAAUCAAUGGCACUAUUGAUACUUCUCCUGGCAAGUGUUCGUUAAGAACACUACAUCUAAAUGGCAAUUCUCUACAAGGAAAGCUUCCAAAAUAUCUGGCUAAUUGUGCCAUGAUGGAGAUUUUAGACAUUGGAGACAACCAGAUACAUGAUCGGUUCCCCUGUUGGUUGCAGAACAUAUCUUCCUUACAUGUUCUUAUUCUGCGAUCCAAUAAAUUAUAUGGCUCACUCAAAUGUGGAGGAACCGAGGUAGCAUGGCCAUAUAUUCAAAUUCUUGACCUUGCAUCCAACAAUUUUGGUGGUAGAAUGCCAUUGGGAUUCUUUGAAUCUUCGAAAGCAAUGAUAGCUGAUGAAAAUGAUCGGAGAAUGUCCGAGCUAGGGCAUCUUCAAUCUGAAGUUCUAGGAUAUUAUGAUGUUUAUUACCAAGACAGGGUGACAAUUACAAGCAAACAGCAACAAGUGGAGUUAGUAAAGAUCCUAACCAUCUUCACCACCAUUGACCUGUCAUGCAACAAAUUUGAGGGACUAAUACCAGAAGGGCUUGGACAACUAAAUGCUCUCCACAUACUUAAUCUAUCACACAAUGCUUUCUUCGGCCAAAUCCCAUUAACAUUAGGAAAUAUGAAAGAUCUUGAAUGCUUAGACCUGUCAAACAACAACCUGAGUGGGAAAAUCCCCACACAAAUAACAGCGUUGUCUUUUCUUUCAUUCCUGAACCUGUCAGGUAAUCAUCUCGUGGGGAGAAUCCCAACAGGUACCCAAAUUCAGUCAUUUACAACAGAAUCGUUCAAAGGCAAUGAUGGGCUGUGUGGACCUCCAUUGUCCCCCAAUUGUGGUGAUGAUAGAAUGCAAGGGACACCACCUCCUGCAUCAAAUUCCAAUGUUGAUACAAAGAAUUCCAUUGAUUGGAAUUUCAUAUCAAGCGAACUAGGAUUCACUUUUGGGAUUGGAACUAUUAUUUUGCCUCUUAUAUUUUGCAAGGCUUGGAGGAUAAGGUACUGGAAAUGUAUUGAUGGAAUACUUUAUCACACCUUCCCUCAGCUGGACUUUGUACAUGAACGACGUGGAAGGCAAAGUUAUAGAACUCUAAGGUGGAUAUCAUACUGA